AUGCUCCCAGCGAAUGGCCAGACUGCUGUUAUCCAAUCCAAAACAUCAUCCCAUGGUCUACCACUCGUAGUCGCUCAUGGCCGACCUUUACCGCCCUUACCCACGCCAUACCAUGUGCGAGUCCGCGUCUUAGCCGUCGGCCUCAAUCCGACCGACUACAAAAUGGUGACGCAUUUCUUCAUGCAAGAUAAUACCGCUGGUUGCGACUUUUGCGGCAUCGUUGAAGAAGCAGGCCCGCAGUCGGUCCUUGGUCUUGGCCUUCGAGUAUGCGGAGCCGAUUUCCCAUAUCGCCCUAGCAAUCCUUACAACGGCGCCUUUGCUGAGUACGCAACAGCUGACUCACGUCAUCUCCUGCGCAUCCCGGACGGCGUCUCCGACCUGCAGGCCGCAGGAAUAGGCGCUAUUGGAUGGGGCACCGCAGCCCUGGCCAUCUCUGACCCCGCAGCCUUGGACCUCCCCGGCUUACCCUCGCGGCCGGAUUCUAGAGGCCUCCCUGUCUUAGUCUAUGGCGGUGCAACGGCGACUGGUAUCAUGGCGAUCCAAAUGCUAAAGCUCUCAGGCUAUAGCCCCAUCGCCGUUUGCUCAGAGAGUUCGGCGCCUCUAUGUAUGAGUCUCGGUGCAAUCGGUACCGCUUCUUACACUUCGGUGACGUGUGCCGAAGACAUCAAGGCCAUCGCCAAGGGAUCUAAAAUCAAGCAUGCUCUCGACUGCAUUACAGACGUCGAGUCGAUGGCCAUCUGCCUUGCUUCUCUCUCUCGCACAGGAGGCCGCUACGCCUGUCUCGAGGCAUUCCCCGAUGCCUGGUUGACCCGCCGCGCGAUAGCUGUCAAGGUCGUCAUGGGUUUUGAAGGACAGAACGUCGAUGUCGAUCUUGGUCAUCCUGUGUACACACGCAAGGCCAAUCCUGCUUUGCAUGCUGUUGCUGGCGAGUGGGCACGCGAGUUGCAGUUGCUGUUGAACGACGGGCAGAUUAAGACACAGCCUAUGCAGGAGAUCGGAGGUAGCUUCGAAGGCGUCAUCAAGGCUCUGGAGAUGCUGCAGAGAGGAGACGUCAAAGGCAAGAAGUUGGCUAUCCGAAUAGCUUACUCAAAGUAAUGGAUGAAGUUGUUCGUACGAAUCUUUCGAAAUUUAUGCUUAUCGCUUCUUG
Parastagonospora nodorum SN15 is the source of this 1147-nucleotide messenger RNA. RefSeq lists its product as hypothetical. NCBI's taxonomy places the organism in Eukaryota, Fungi, Ascomycota, Dothideomycetes, Pleosporales, Phaeosphaeriaceae. The record is from RefSeq and is a predicted model, not a curated record. The transcript is spliced from 2 exons. Bases 1 to 1095 code for a protein of 364 amino acids. Gene Ontology annotation, molecular function: oxidoreductase activity, acting on NAD(P)H.